Frieseomelitta varia is the source of this 2136-nucleotide messenger RNA. RefSeq lists its product as uncharacterized. The transcript has 2 exons. Lineage: Eukaryota; Metazoa; Arthropoda; Insecta; Hymenoptera; Apidae. The record is from RefSeq and is a predicted model, not a curated record. The coding region runs from base 1495 to 2136 and encodes 213 amino acids.
UGCACGCGACAGCAUCUGACCGCCGUACCAGCCGCCGCAGCCGUAGCUACCACCGUCGUAGCUCGUCGCGGAUGCUCGUGUGCCUGCGAUAACGAUACCUCUUGCUUUAGCCAACGAUUCCACACCGUGAAAUCAUCAUCACGACAAACGAGAGGAGAAAGGUUCGAGUCGUGCGGUCCCUGCGAAACCUAUGACGAAACGCGUGGAACACGGAACCGCGGGAGAUACUCGUUCGAAUAUUCCGCGUUGAAAGUGAGACAGUGAUAGUUGUGACAGUUUCCGAGUCGGGAUUCGAGGGAUUUUCGGAGAGAUUUCGGCGAUCGAGUAUGCCCCGUUUACGUUCGAGAGAGUAGCACCGAGACUGUUCGCGAGUUCACCGAUGGGUGACGCUGUGUCAAUGACACGUCAGAGCGACAAUAGGGAGAUUUUUGAAUAUCCGCAGGCUGCAGGUAGCGGGCUCGUCGUCAGUGAGAAACGGGCGGACCGAUCGUUCGUGGAACGGCUGACAGUUGGUGCUGGCGGUAAUUAGAGAUAGUCGACGCGAGGUGUUUGAUCCGAUGACAGGUGAAUUGCACGGGAAACGGAGCCAGGAACUAUGCGAUAGGCAACGACGAUACGCGCUCGUCACGCUGUUCAGUAGUUUAAUAACUAUAUCCAUCGCCGAAGUGUUCGUGCAAUGAACGCGAUUGAUAGAUCCGUGUAACGUGUGACCACAGAGCCGGGACUGGAGUACGAGUCUGUGCACGUUUACCAGUGUAUGUUGUGUUUUCGCUUAGGAAUAUACUGUGAUACCGAAGGAUAAUAAACAUCCGCAAUACAUUGUUUUUGUAUUUUGGGACUAAAGACGCUCCGCCCUUGCGGCGUUGAUGACGUUUACGUCGAAUGAGUAAAGAUACAUUCUACCUUACCUACUUAGUCUCGGGGUGAUGCAAGUGUAACGCGAUACCACCAGUGACCAACAAGAUCGAUCAACGAUAAAAAAGGACGUCUAAUAGGCGCAAGGAAGGAGAAGAAUAACCAGGCUUGUCCGACAAAAGGAGCCAGCAGGUGACCACGUUGGAUCUCGCGGCGUUGGCUGCUUACGGGGGCGUUUCGGGACCCAGGGUCGCGGUGGCGGGCACCGGGGUCCUUGCGCUACCCGGCCUGAUACCCGAUAAGGGUUUAUCAUCGCCCGGAGGACAGUCGAAAACAAAGUCAGCAGGGCUGGCGGGCCUCGACAGCGAGGCGGUGCGCCGGUGGGUCGCCGAAGCCGCGCGGACCGUCCGGCAAAUUCCGCCUCCGGUUGUCGUACCAUCUAGUUCGCAACAGCAACAACAACAUCAACAUCAACACCAACAGCAGCAGCAGCAUCAAACGAUUCAACACCAACAGCAGCAGCAUCAAACGGUUCAACACCAGCAGCACAGACAUCAACAUCAUCAUUCCAGUCAUCGGCAGCGUCAGGAGCCGAGCCCGCCCUCGGUGGUCGUUUCACCUUUCGUUCUGCCAUCGUCGAUGACGCAGACCCCCAGCAUGCAUCUGCUGGAGAACAACAACUUGGUGGAGGUUGCAAUGGUUCAACAGCAGCAGCAGCAGCAGCAGCAGCAGCAGCAGCAACAGCAGCAGUCUCAGCAGCAGAUGCAGAUGCAGCAGCAGAAACAGAAACAAACCAGCCCAACGAACAACAACACCAUCGAGGCUUGGAGAUCGAUUCAAGGUGGACACCAGUGGUGGAGUCCGCCGAGUACCGUUCAUCAGGAGCAACAGCAACAGCAACAGCAGCAGAUAUCGCCACUCGGGCAGCAGGUUGGUCAACCGCAGAGUUUGGUCACUGGCACGGUAUGCGGACAAGUACAGAGACAGUCGCAAAUUCAAUCGGAGAUCGAUCAACCGUUGGACUUUUCGGUCGGUUCCCUUCAACAACAGAGGCUGCACUCUCACGUACGGACUAUACACGAGAGACUGCAGAGUAGAAUGCACGACAAUAACAACGGUACGGCCGGUAACGGGCAGAAGAUCGUCAGAGGAACCGGCAGCAGGAGAAGUUACAGUCCUAGUGAUGGUAGCAGCAGCAGCAGCGAAGAUGAGGGGGUUUCCACUGGCGGAAGUCCUUCCGGUCCCCUUCGAGGCACCGAAAACGGUGAUUUCAUUGUUUGA